AUGGGGGACGAUGUUGUAAACAUCCUUGGGUUUCCACUGAGGAAAAGACUUUUCCAAGAAGUACAAGAGCAAAAUUUACAGAUUCUAAUGGAAUGGGUUCAUUUGUUGAGUGUCACAUUAGAAUACGUCAAUUACAUCUUUGUUCCUGGCGGGUUUAACGAUAUCUACGUGUCCUCCAAGGACAUUGUCUCCUCCUCCAUUUUAUCUUCACAACAACCCCUUUUGGAAGGUUACAAAGAAAAAGAACACAGUCAUGAUAGUGGAGGAAUUGCUGAUGCUGCAGCCCAGAAGCAUCGCACCAAAGAUCGAGCCACAACAUUAAGUAUCUUCAACAAUAUGAAUCAGAGCUAUGAGAGCAGAAAGCAACAGAACUCUAGGCCAAUGGUUCCUUUCACAGGACUUACAGAAAGUAAAUCGCUUAACCGGCAUUGCUGUCAAAAUGGAGGGACCUGUAUCCUGGGCAGCUUUUGUGCAUGCCCCAAACACUUCAUUGGCAGAUACUGUGAGUGGGAUGAACGGGAAAGCAACUGUGGCCCAUUCGCACAUGGUGAAUGGAUACAAAAAGGUUGCCAGCUGUGUCGAUGUGGUUAUGGAGUUCUGCACUGUCUAGCUGAACAAACACAAAACUGUGAUGUAAGAGAAGAAGAGGAAUUUAUUCAUUUGCGUUCAAAUUGCCAAGGAUUACAGCAAACAAUGUGUUUUAUUCUGAUCCUUGUGACCUGCUUCUUCACAUUCUUCUGCACCAAACUCUUCUAUCAAAUAUGA
Gekko japonicus is the source of this 765-nucleotide messenger RNA. It is a transcript of the gene CRIPTO, whose product is annotated as teratocarcinoma-derived growth factor 1. Bases 1 to 765 code for a protein of 254 amino acids. The transcript has 8 exons. The record is from RefSeq and is a predicted model, not a curated record. Lineage: Eukaryota; Metazoa; Chordata; Lepidosauria; Squamata; Gekkonidae.